CAUAAUUCCCCUUGUUAACGCGGAGUUUGUUCCAGGGAAGCCAGAACUUGAUUAAUCCACCCAAAGACCAGCCAGACGCGGCUGAUAUUUAUCCAGGGACUGUUUUUCAUCUUUUGAAAAGAUGGAAGUAUUUGUUUUCCUAUUUUCCUUGACGGCCCUCGGGGUCCUCUAUACUAUGAACAAUGUUCCGGAGUUGCAAGAACCUUAUGUCAUCCUGCAGGUCGGUGCUGCAGUGCUGGUGUUUGUGUUUCUAGUGUACCUCCUGAUGGCAUGGCGCAACCCACCCAAAGACCUCCUAUUCUUCGCGUUUGCAGUUUUCUCCUUUACGUGUGUCAUCGACCUUGUAAGUGCUCUGCAACACGACGGCUGGAUCACUGGAUUCAUGGAGUUUUACCAGAAAGCGGGGGAGCCCUACCUUGGAACAGCCUACGGCAUCAUGAUGUGCUACUGGGACGGAAUCGUGCACUUCAUCCUGUACCUGUUCAUGAUCUGCCGCAUCACUGAGAGGAAGGACUAUCGCAUCAUGGGUCUCUUCUGGGCCGGUUCCCUGCUGGCCAACAUGAGUAUCUUUGUCACCGGAAUCGUUGUAGGUAAACACGGGUCAGAUAUUCGCCCUGCCUUCUGGCUCAACAUCCCCUUCCUGCUGGUGCCUGUAUGGGGGGCGAUCUCAGUCUUCACCAGCGCCAAGUCCAAGCAGCUGACUGGUGGAUACAACGCCAUGUUCGUACAAUGCAUGAGGCUGAUCUGGCGUCCUCAGGACUUGAUGCUGGUGCUGUUGGCCCUGGCUGCCAUGGCCUUCACCAUCUUCAGGGGCCUGGUGGCUCUUGACGCUCCCCUGGAGGCCUGUACCAUCUACCUCAAGCAGUACGAGCCUUACCUGAAGGACCCCGUGGGCUACCCCAGGGUCAUGAUGCUGCACUUCCUGUUUUACGGCGUUCCCCUCCUGGGGGCGCUGGUGUACGGCCUAGUGGAGCCAGGCUGCAACUGGAUGCCUGACCUCAGCGUGUUCUUCGCCGGAGCCAUGGCCCAGUGCCAGUUUGCCCAUAUGGGAGGCUCCCUCCACUCUCGUACAAUGGCCCCCUAUCGUAUCCCUGGAGACGCCUUCCUGGUUGUCAUGGCUGCCAACCUGGUGUACGUCGCCAUCCCUCAGAUCAUCGCCAUGCGCUGCACCGAAAACCCCAACUUCUUCCUCACUGUGUCUUCCUUCCCCGGCCAGACAGGGCUGCCUUACAGCAAGGAGAAAGACACCUUGAUAACCAACAAGAUUAAGAGCUCUUGAAUGGGAAUCUUUAGUAAAGUAUACUGCAUGAGACCCAUGUGCUUACCCACACAGCCCUUAAUCAAUACAGAGGGGAACACGAGAGAGGUGAAGUGAAACGAAUCUUCUCUGCUUGUUAGACAUGAUUGUCGCAGAUCAGUAGGUAUGGAAAACCCAUUUCUGAGAUGAGGAGAGGAGAGUCGGAGAGGAAGGAAGGUGACAGGAGAGGGAGGCAGGGGAGGAUAGGGGAGACAUUUUUCUAUAAAACAGGAAACCAACGAUUAAGUGGUGUUCGUUCAGCUGCGGCUCUUAACCUCAGAGCGAUCUGAUUGGCCAGUGAGGCUCAGUCUCUGUGUUGUGGUUGGCAAAACACAACAUUCGCCCUCACCGGGCGCUCCCAGCCAAACACACUGUCGCAGAGCUGUCAUGUUGCCAGUCUUUCCGCUACACUCAUAAAUGGAAAUGCUUAAUAACAGGUACACCAGGCUGGGGCGGGUUUUGUCAAGCUCACUUUUGUGUAAUGUAUUCAGAUACUUCU
Molecule: messenger RNA, 1796 nt
Organism: Osmerus eperlanus (European smelt)
Lineage: Eukaryota; Metazoa; Chordata; Actinopteri; Osmeriformes; Osmeridae
Gene: tm6sf2b
Product: transmembrane 6 superfamily member 2b
Exons: 11
Coding region: 122-1279 (385 amino acids)
Biological process (GO): lipid homeostasis; regulation of lipid metabolic process
Cellular component (GO): endoplasmic reticulum-Golgi intermediate compartment membrane; endoplasmic reticulum membrane
Source: RefSeq, a predicted model, not a curated record